Molecule: messenger RNA, 513 nt
Organism: Colletotrichum spaethianum
Lineage: Eukaryota; Fungi; Ascomycota; Sordariomycetes; Glomerellales; Glomerellaceae
Product: putative sugar phosphate/phosphate translocator
Exons: 2
Coding region: 1-513 (170 amino acids)
Cellular component (GO): endosome; trans-Golgi network; Golgi apparatus
Molecular function (GO): antiporter activity
Source: RefSeq, a predicted model, not a curated record
AUGAACUUCUUUGUCGCGUGGGCCAGCGAGUUCAGCACCUUCAAGUUCGAGGACCUACAGAAGACGGGCGUUGCCAUGCUGCUACUCAACGCGGGUGUAGCGUUCAUGCUCAACGUGUCGAGCGUCUUCCUCAUCGGCAAGACGUCCGGCCUCGUCAUGACCCUCACCGGCAUUCUCAAGAACAUUCUCCUGAUUGUCGCAUCCGUCAUCAUCUGGAAAACCAACAUCAGCUUUAUGCAGUUCAUCGGCUACGCCAUCGCCCUCUUCGGCCUUGUCAUUUACUCGACCGGCUGGGAGCAGCUCAAAAGCUCGGGUGUGAGUGCCGUUAUAUGGGCCCGCACCGCCUGGAACUCGCACAGCCUCGACGAGGGCCGCCUCUCGCCGCUCGUGCGCCGCGCCAUCUUCUUUGGACUGCUCACGCUCAUCACUAUGAUGGUUGUGUUGGCCUUCGCCUAUGAGGGCACGUCGGCUCCGGCGGACUGGUUAGCCAAGGUGCGCGCAGUAAGCACUUAG